AUGGCUACCCCUCAACUCUACGACUGGCUCGUCCAGACCCCAGCCAACUCCGAAGACCUCGAAAAUCGCAUCAAUACCCGCCCUGCCCAUCUCGAGCAUAAUAAGCCGCUCAUCGAGGCUGGAGUCCUUGUCUGGGGUGGUCCCGCGCUCGCGACACACCCACAGACCGCCGAAGACGAUCUCCUGAUUACUGGUAGUGUGAUGUGUAUUCGGGCUGAAAGUGAGGAUGCUGUGCGGACUAUCAUUCGCAAUGAUCCUUAUGCCAAGGUUGGAUUCUGGGAUGCAGAGGGUGCCGUGGUGACGCCUAUGCGAUGUGUUGUCCGAAGGCCACUGUGA
Penicillium pulvis is the source of this 336-nucleotide messenger RNA. RefSeq lists its product as uncharacterized. The coding region runs from base 1 to 336 and encodes 111 amino acids. The record is from RefSeq and is a predicted model, not a curated record. The transcript has a single exon. NCBI's taxonomy places the organism in Eukaryota, Fungi, Ascomycota, Eurotiomycetes, Eurotiales, Aspergillaceae.